Messenger RNA from Arabidopsis lyrata subsp. lyrata, 2111 nucleotides. Its product is annotated as probable inactive L-type lectin-domain containing receptor kinase III.1. Gene Ontology annotation, biological process: protein phosphorylation. The coding region runs from base 98 to 1984 and encodes 628 amino acids. The transcript has a single exon. The record is from RefSeq and is a predicted model, not a curated record. Gene Ontology annotation, molecular function: protein kinase activity; ATP binding; carbohydrate binding. Gene Ontology annotation, cellular component: plasma membrane. NCBI's taxonomy places the organism in Eukaryota, Viridiplantae, Streptophyta, Magnoliopsida, Brassicales, Brassicaceae.
UGAAUAUGUACUAGGUCAGAGUUUUUUGAAGCUAUAAAAAGGAUAACAACGAACAUAUAAUGAUCAUAUAAGUAACUUCAAAUUCUAAAAACCAUCAAUGAUGAUUACCUCCAAAUCUAUAGCUCUAAUAAUAAUCUUCUUAUUAUAUCUAGUUUCUUGUGUCUCAAGUCAACGAGAAAUUAAGUUUCUUAACCAUGGCUUCCUCGGGGCUAAUCUCCUCAAGUUCGGCUCCUCCAAGGUUCACCCAAGUGGCCUCUUGGAAUUGACGAACACUUCCAUGAGGCAGAUAGGUCAAGCUUUUCAUGGCUUUCCCAUACCCUUGUCAAACCCUAACUCCACAAAUUCUGUUUCUUUCUCCACAAGCUUCGUCUUCGCCAUCACUCAAGGACCCGGCGCACCAGGCCACGGCUUAGCUUUCGUCAUUUCACCCUCGAUGGACUUCAGUGGGGCUUUUCCCAGCAAUUAUCUCGGCCUCUUCAACACCUCCAACAAUGGAAUCUCCUUGAAUCGCAUUCUUGCAGUUGAAUUUGACACCGUGCAGGCCGUUGAGUUAAACGAUAUUGAUGAUAAUCAUGUUGGUAUCGAUCUAAACGGAGUGACCUCCAUUGAGUCCGCACCGGCGGCAUAUUUUGAUGACCGAGAGGCCAAGAACAUAAGCUUGAGGCUGGCGAGUGGGAAACCAAUUAGAGUCUGGAUUGAAUACAACGCAACUGAGAUGAUGCUCAAUGUCACGUUGGCUCCUCUAGAUCUCCCGAAGCCAAGUAUACCUCUUCUCUCGAGAAAACUGAAUCUUUCUGGGAUUUUAUCCCAAGAACAUCAUGUUGGAUUCUCUGCGGCCACGGGAACUGUAGCUAGCUCACAUUUGGUUCUAGGUUGGAGCUUUAACAUCGAUGGCACAGCAUCAGAAUUUGAUAUCACGAAGCUUCCUUCUCUUCCAGACCCGCCGCCUCUAUUGUCUCCGUCCCCAAGUCCUCCGGUUUCAGUCAAAAAAGAUUCGAACAACAUGAAGCUGAUUAUUAUCUGCGCUACAUCAGGAACGUUUGUAAUCGUGAUCUUGAUUCUCUUAGGGUUUUGGGUAUUCCGUAGAAAGCAAACAUUCUUUACAGGAGGUGCAAGGAAAUUCUCCCACCAGAAAAUAUCGAGCGCAACAGGAGGUUUUGACAACUCUAAACUCUUGGGAGAGAGAAACUCUGGGAGUUUCUACAAAGGGCAGCUUAGUCCCACAGAGAUAAUUGCCGUAAAGAGAAUUACUUGCGCCACAAGGCAACAAAAGACAACCCUAAUAACCGAGAUCGAUGCAAUUUCCAAGGUAAAACAAAGAAAUCUUGUUGAUCUGCAUGGUUAUUGCAGCAAAGGAAACGAGAUCUAUCUAGUUUACGAGUAUGUCCCCAACGGAAGCCUAGACCGGUUCUUGUUCAGCAACGACCGCCCUGUUCUCACCUGGUCAGACCGGUUCUGUAUCAUAAAGGGCAUUGCGUCAGCACUUCAACACCUUCACGGUGAGGGACAAAAACCUCUUAUUCACGGAAACGUCAAAGCCAGCAACGUACUCUUAGACGAAGAGCUAAACGCUCGACUAGGAGACUAUGGGCAUGGAAGCAGACACAGCACCACGGGACAUGUGGCACCAGAACUAGUCAACACGGGAAAGGCUACACGUGACACAGAUGUUUUUGAGUUUGGAGUGUUAAUGAUGGAGAUUGUUUGUGGAAGAAAAGCUAUAGAGCCGACAAAGCCACCAGCAGAGAUAAGUUUGGUGAACUGGGUGCUUCAAGAGUUCAAGAAAGGGAAUUUGUUACAGAUCUGCGACACAAGAGUCAAUAGAGAGAAUUUGGUAGCUCGAGAAGUGUUGUUGGUUCUCAAAACUGGACUUCUCUGCGCGAACCGAUCUCCAGAAUCAAGGCCAAUGAUGAAGCAAGUGUUUCGGUUUCUCGAUGGAACAGAACCUCUCCCUCAUGAUGACUACCUCUUCUAUGGAGUCUAAAAUGUGAUCUCAAAACGUGUUUGUAUCGAAGUGUUUGCGUUAAAUAGUGUGAUUUAAAGAUUGGACCAAGAUAUGUAUUAAACAUGAUAAUGUGAAUAAAACCUAGCUAGAAUAGUAUUUUACUCAA